AUGCCGAGUGACGAGCUAGUGUUGCUUCCGGCACCGAACCUGGACAAAGCGCCCGCCCGCUACGAUAACGAGAUCGACGAGCUGGAUGCGCACUGUCAGCAAUUAGCGCGGGACUUUCUGCGUGAAAACCCGGCAAUACGUGACCAGAGUCUGGCGCAGCUGCGUGACUGGAUAGCGAAGCAUCCGAGCAUCAAGCGAUGCCGCACGGAUGCACGCUUUCUGUUGCGCUUCCUGCGCACCAAGAAGUACUCGUUCAUCAAUGCAUCUACCAUGUUGGAGCGGUAUCUGGCGUGUCGGGUGGUCCAUCCGCACUGGUUCAAGCGGUUGGAUAUCGAGGAUCGGGAGAUGAGUGAUCUUGUGGAUGCGGGCUUUCUCUACCCGGUGCUGGAGAAGGAUGCACGCGGUCGAACGGUGAUUUUCGGCGAUGCAGGCACGUUGGACCCGAAGGUGUACACCGUGGGGCAUGGCAGCCGAAUGCACAUGCUGGUGGGUGAAACGUUGUACGAUGAUGCUUCGGUGCAGUGUGCUGGGUUUGUGCUCGUGUACGAUCUGUCCGGUAUAACGAUGGGAAUGUUGGGGUUGGUGACGUUGAACGAUAUCCGUGAUCUGGCGACGUAUCUCAACAACGCAGUGCCGAUGCGCAUCCAGGAGCUACACUUCGUCAACACACCGAGCUUAGCGCUGAAGAUCGCGAACUACACGUUGGCACUGAUGAACGAGAAACUUCGCAACCGGAUCAUGUGUCACCGCAGUUGGGAGGAUUUGCACAAAAAGGUUGACAAGCAACUGAUCCCACAGGAGUACGGUGGAGUGAUCCCGAAGGAGGUGCACAUUGCGGAGUUCAAGAAACGCUGCCACAUCUACCGUCCACAGCUGCUCGCACUGGACGAGAUGGACUACGAGGUUGGACGCGAUCUGGACAGCUGCAAAAAGUCACACGUGGCCGAAAUUGAAACGGGCACUAUCGGCAGCUUCCGCAAGUUGCAGCUCGACUAG
Anopheles marshallii is the source of this 996-nucleotide messenger RNA. Its product is annotated as clavesin-2-like. Gene Ontology annotation, molecular function: phosphatidylinositol bisphosphate binding. Lineage: Eukaryota; Metazoa; Arthropoda; Insecta; Diptera; Culicidae. The coding region runs from base 1 to 996 and encodes 331 amino acids. The transcript is spliced from 2 exons. The record is from RefSeq and is a predicted model, not a curated record. Gene Ontology annotation, cellular component: membrane.